Nematocida minor is the source of this 1383-nucleotide messenger RNA. Its product is annotated as solute carrier family 15 (oligopeptide transporter), member 1. Gene Ontology annotation, cellular component: membrane. Gene Ontology annotation, biological process: transmembrane transport. The transcript has a single exon. Bases 1 to 1383 code for a protein of 460 amino acids. Gene Ontology annotation, molecular function: transmembrane transporter activity. Lineage: Eukaryota; Fungi; Microsporidia. The record is from RefSeq and is a predicted model, not a curated record.
AUGCUCUCCAUUUUACUUUUUGUGUUUUUUGAAAGAGUAUCUUUUUUUUUAGUGCGUACCCAUUUGUUUUUGUACAGCACACAGAACAUUCUUUCCAGCCGGGUUGAUGGCGUGAUUCUUGUGCACUUUUUUAUUUGUUUGGCGUACUUUUUCUGCAUUGCAGGAGGAGCUAUUUCGGCCAAAAUAGGGGGGCAGUGUCUAUUAAUAGCAGGCUCUUUGGUUCUGUACUGUGCGGGAGCUCUGCUCGUCACAUUGUCUUCAUUGAUUAACGGAAAACUCUUUCUAUUUCUGGGAAUUCUUCUCAUUUCCUUCAGUGCGGGUUGCAUAAAGCCAAAUAUAACAACCCUAGGAGCAGACCUAGUGUACAAUGGAGAGACCAGAGUCUCUAAAGACCGGUUGGUGCGUGAUAGGAAUGAGGCUGUGGUUGGGUUCUUCUCUGUUUUCUAUUUUGUUGUCAACUUGAGCAGUUUCCUUGUUCUCUUCAUUACGCCUAGUGUUGUAAACAGCAUUCUCUCUGUUUUUAUUGAUUCGUACGCAAUAAGCAGGGAGAAUUUGAAGAGCCUGGAUAUUUCUGAAUAUUUUCUGAUUUUCUUUUUUUCUCUUCUGUGCACUCUCACGGCCCUAGUGGUUUUUAUGUUUAUUGUUGUGGACUGCAAAAUAUUCAAACGACAAAAACAGGAAAAAUCUGUAGAUAGCGGCAUGGGCCGAAAAAAUAGCGAAGAUCUUGCAAAAAAAGUAGGGCUUAGAGGAUACAGCCUAAAAGACAACAUUCCUCUGAUAAUCGGGUGGAUGAUCUACGACCAGAUGAGCUCUACGUGGAUAGACCAGGGGAAAAGAAUGAACUGCAGUGUAGAUCUUUUUGGAAAAUCAGCCAGCAUAGCGCCCUCUCAGCUAAUACUCCUCAACUCACUCGGCCUUCUCUUUCUCCUGCCUUUCUAUGAUAGGAUAGCAAACAAAACUCUAUCUUUUUUCAAACUGUCGCAUGCCCAUCGUUCAAGAAUGGUGUAUGGCCUGUGUUCAAUAGGAGCAUCAUACUUCUUCUAUUUUAUUCUCGAGGUGUACAUGCUGCACAGCAAAACUACGCCAUCUAUUCUGUACCAGCUGCCGCAGAUACUCGUUAUUACAAUAGGAGAAGCGCUGAUUAGUGUCUCGGGAAUGGCUGCCGCAUACAACGGAGGAUCAGCCAGCGAAAAAAGCAUUGCAAUGGGGUACUGGUACUUCAACAUGGCAGUGGGCAAUUUACUAGUUAUACUUCUCUCCACUUUCUUUAAAUAUCUGAAUGUCUCAACCGAGUACCAAGCUGCUACUUACUUGCUGCUGAUUGCAGGAACAACAGGAAAAAUGGUGCAGAAUAGAAGAAAGUCUGCUGAUGUUGCGUCUUAG